Messenger RNA from Pelobates fuscus (common spadefoot toad), 1353 nucleotides. It is a transcript of the gene SDF2L1, whose product is annotated as stromal cell derived factor 2 like 1. NCBI's taxonomy places the organism in Eukaryota, Metazoa, Chordata, Amphibia, Anura, Pelobatidae. Bases 64 to 711 code for a protein of 215 amino acids. The record is from RefSeq and is a predicted model, not a curated record. The transcript has 3 exons.
CUGAUUGGUCGCCGUGAGGAUGUUGAAGGAAGUCGCGGCGGGGCUGUGAGGUGCCGGGAAGCGAUGUUGCGGGCGGGUGUCGGGCUGCUGCUCCUCGGCCUGUGCUGCUCCUGGCUUCCGGCCCGGGGAAGCGACGACGCGGAGUACGUGACUUGCGGCUCUGUGGUGAAACUGCUGAACACCCGGCAUAACGUGCGGCUGCACUCCCACGAUGUCAAAUACGGAUCGGGUAGUGGUCAGCAGUCUGUCACUGGUGUGGAAUCCUCAGAUGAUGCUAAUAGCUAUUGGAGGUUAAGAGGCAAAACUGAUAAUGAUUGCUCACGUGGUAAGCCUAUUAAAUGUGGACAAGCAAUUCGCCUUACCCAUGUGAAUACUGGGAAGAACCUGCACACACAUCACUUCUCAUCCCCUCUUUCUAACAACCAGGAAGUAAGUGCCUUUGGGGAUGAUGGAGAAGGGGAUGACCUUGACGCUUGGACUGUGCAGUGCAGUGAUACUUUAUGGGAACGCGAGGAUGCAGUGCGGUUAAAACAUGUAGGAACAAAUGUUUUCCUAACCAUAACGGGUGAGCAGUAUAGCCACCCAAUUAGAGGUCAGCGAGAAGUUCAUGGCAUGACAAGUGCUAAUGUUCACAACUACUGGAAAGCGAUGGAAGGAGUGUUCAUCAAACCUAGUUCAGCUCCAGGCUCAUCCAAACAUGAUGAAUUAUGAGAAGGGAAGCAUGACCCCAAAGUGUGAAUUGUCAACUCUGAAUAACCAAGGUCCAAAGUGUUAAAAGAACUCUUUUACAGCGUAGCUUUCAACAAUAUAACACAAACUUGCAAAUCGAAAAUUUUUAUGAUAGGCCAUUGGUUUAUAUAUAUAAUGUUACACUCUUCUCAUCCCAAACCGUUACGAUGCUAAAACUGAAUUUAGUUGUUCCUUUUACCAUGUACAAUUACUGUAAAAUGCUUCUGUUUUGAUAACAAAUUGCGUCAUUGUAAGGGUUUCAAUUUGACAAAGAAAAUGUUGGUAACAGCAGCUCUGCACAUAUGUUAUAUCUCAAACAUUAUGUGUGUAAUAUCUCCAAAUAGUAGGAUAUAACAAGCAAAUUAUUUAUUUAUUGGUGUGAUCUCUUUGGAAGAACCAGGAUCAGCUGGAAUGCAUCAGCCUUACAGAUCUGUUUCAUCUCUGUUGGAGAUUAAAAACGUUCAGCUUUAUUAUUUUUUAACUCAGAAUUUAAAAGAUUAAAAUGAAAAUCUGAAUGGCAAAUUCUACGCUAAAUGGGAGGGAGAUCUCUAAUGCAUCUAUUGACGCGGUUUGUCUCCUUUAGCCUGAAAGUUGCUAUUCAUGUUUCAGUUCACUAAAAAUAAA